This is a messenger RNA of Chiloscyllium plagiosum (whitespotted bambooshark), 2220 nucleotides long. RefSeq lists its product as uncharacterized. The record is from RefSeq and is a predicted model, not a curated record. Gene Ontology annotation, cellular component: precatalytic spliceosome. Lineage: Eukaryota; Metazoa; Chordata; Chondrichthyes; Orectolobiformes; Hemiscylliidae. Gene Ontology annotation, molecular function: zinc ion binding; double-stranded RNA binding; single-stranded RNA binding.
UAAGAAUUAUCUUGUCAAGUAUGGCAGCACGAAAGCGGAUGUUAUGUUUGUUAUAGGCACUUCUAGCAUUUGUGUUGUGAGAGGCAAAGAUCCUGCGAGAUUUCACUUCAGUUAUGAUGGGAGACGUUAAUCGGCGACAGGACCGGGCGAACCGUGAGCUUAAAAAUAUGGUUUCGGCCAACGUUUUUUAUUGUAAGAUUUGUGAUGUUCGUUGUACAUCUGAGAUGAACCUUAAAAUGCAUUUCCUUGGCUUGAAACAUAAAAAGAAUGAGGGAAGCUUUAAAAAUGUUCCUGGAACAAAAGGACAGUUUAAAAAUGCAGGAGCUAAAACGUUUAACACUGUUAAAAAAAGGGUACCAACAAUUGAUUCGCCACAUGCAUAUGGGUCAUCCCUUUUGGAACAACACAUAAGAGAUGUUGGCAUAAAUGAUCCUUUGAUUGGACUGAAAUACGUAAUUGAAUAUCAGACUGCACAAUCACCAGAUCCAACAUUCUUCUGUGGACUUUGCAAUUGCCGAGGAGGAUUUUCCUCAUUUAUGUCGCAUUUACUUGGCUAUAAGCAUAGGCUGAAUUAUAUGGGAAGAGCAUAUCCAGAUGCGUUGCAACUUGACGGAGUAAAACUGAAGCAGUCUGAAUUGAAUGCACUAGUUAAAGAAAAGGCAGAAUUUAUUGAGAAAAUUGAUGGAAGGGGCAGUGUUAAGGUUGUCCUGGAUGAUACCCCAGUUGAAUUUUCUGGAGGAAACUCUGGGAAAAGAGUUCCCGAUAACUAUGGCCAGUCACAACAUGACAACUUUGGAAGUAGUUUUAAUCAUUUUAAUUUGGAAAGUCCCAGCGUCUAUGACCCAAGAUGGAUACGAUCGCAAGAUGGACAGUCAGAUAAAUAUUCAAGACACGAGAAUUUUAGAAGUAGUUUUGGUCAGCCUGAUAACAUGGGAAAUUCUAGUUCUUAUGAAUCAAGAAUGCCUCCUUGUCACGAUUAUAGAUCAGCUGGAGAGAUGUUGCAUGAUGACUGGAGAAAACAUGUAAAAUCUGAAGAUGACUUUAUGGAUUGGAGUGAAGACAUGCGAAAUUCUGGAGAUAAUUACAGGAGAGGCGAACCACUGAGGAAUUAUCGUAAUGAUUACUCCAAAGGAUCCGAUGUUGAUGAUCGUUGGAUGCAAAGUGACUUUGAACCGUACAGAUCAUCUGAUUCCAAACUUGCCUAUACAAACGAGGAUUUUUUUGAAUAUUUGCAAAAUUUUCAAAUCACUAGUGAUAGUGACGCAAGUUUUGCCUUGAAAGUUACACAGAGUCUCACAGAUGGACUAAUGGAAUAUCGCCUCAAGACAAUGACUGGACUAAAUCAAGACAAAAGGCCUUUCUUGGAUGAGGAAUUGAGACACCUUCCCAGUAUAUCAGAUGAACAUUCAAGAUACGAAUCUCCCAUGUCACAUUCAACUUUGUCACGUCCAGCUUUAUCAGAUCCAGCACCAGGAAACACUCAGAGAUACGCUGGUAGCUCAACUAACUUUAGACCUAAAUAUAAAGUUGGUGGUGCCUGGAAAAAAGCAGUUGCAAUGCAAUCUAAAGCAAAUUUCAAAAAAACAGGUUUUCAAUCAAAUCGAAGGCCACUCAAACCAUCAACAUUUCACACCAGUCUGUCAAAAUCAAAACAUGGUGGUAUUUUGACCCCACACCUGCUUAAGGCGGUCCGUGGAAUGGAUAUUAAUAGAGCCACUAAAACCUUGGCUAAACUAUCAAAAACUAAUCCAGCACUGAAAGGUGUAAAGGUCUCUGUCUUGGUUAAUGUCCUGAUAGAGGCUGGUGUGCUGAAGAAUAUGCAGACUUAAGACCAGCACCACCUGAAUAAGUGGAGUUGGUAUUUACAUGAGAACAUCAGGAGGACUGUAAUAAAAAUUACACUUUUUUGCUUCUUGUGAGACUUUAAGCUUUAUUCAGAUUAUUAUCUUAGAAGAUGACCACUGGUAAAACUUUGAAAUUCUUCAUUAAAUUCAGUUUUUAAAAAAACCAGACUAGCUUGUAUGAAAUAAACUUUUUUCAUAUCUUUUGGGGGUGGUGAAACAUUUUGGGAUAUCAAAUGUUUUGUUGCAUUUUUCUUAAGGUUGAUGGAUGUUUCUCAAGUAUUUUUUGUUUAACAUAUUCUAUAUAUGGUAUAGACUGUUCAAUGAAACCUUGCAGCUUUGAUUCCAUUUGUAAUAAAUACUGUUGUCCAUGGUGAAA